Messenger RNA from Sciurus carolinensis (gray squirrel), 2450 nucleotides. It is a transcript of the gene Spag4, whose product is annotated as sperm associated antigen 4. Lineage: Eukaryota; Metazoa; Chordata; Mammalia; Rodentia; Sciuridae. Gene Ontology annotation, biological process: nuclear envelope organization. The record is from RefSeq and is a predicted model, not a curated record. The transcript is spliced from 11 exons. The coding region runs from base 94 to 1164 and encodes 356 amino acids. Gene Ontology annotation, cellular component: nuclear envelope; meiotic nuclear membrane microtubule tethering complex. Gene Ontology annotation, molecular function: protein-membrane adaptor activity.
GUCUGGGACUAGGGUGCGGCGGCUCCAAAGCCUGAUUGAGAGGCUGCCCAUCUCUCUGGCGGCUGGGCUGGGGAGCCUGCUGUCGGGGAAAGAAUGGGCCUGCGGUGCUCAAGGCCCCAAUGGAGCCUUUGGGCUCCCGCAGAACCGGCUGAGUCUCCUGUAGUCUCUGAGGAGCCGCUCGACCUUCUCUCCACCCUGGAUCUGAGGCAGGAGAUGCCUCCGCCGCGAGUGUCCAAGAACUUUCUGAGCCUCCUCUUCCAGGUGCUGAGCGUGGUGUUAUCCCUGGUAGGAGACGCGCUGGUCAAUGUGUACAGGGAGGUCUUUUCCGUCCGCUUCCUGAUCACCGCGGUGUCGCUGCUGAGCGUCUUUCUGGCAGCACUCUGGUGGGGGCUCCUGUACCUGGUCCCUCCUCUGGAGAAUGAACCUAAGGAGAUGCUGACUCUAAGCGAGUACCACGAGCGCGUGCGCUCCCAGGGGCAGCAGCUGCAGCAGCUCCAGGCCGAGCUGGAUAAGCUCCACAAGGAGGUGUCCAAUGUUCGCGCAGCCCACAGUGAGAGAGUGGCCAAGCUAGUGUUCCAGAGGCUGAAUGAGGACUUCGUGCGGAAACCCGACUACGCGCUGAGCUCUGUGGGAGCCUCCAUCGACCUAGAAAAGACAUCACACGACUACGAGGACACGAACACUGCCUAUUUCUGGAACCGCUUCAGCUUUUGGAACUACGCGCGGCCGCCCUCCGUCAUCCUAGAGCCAGACGUGUUCCCUGGAAAUUGCUGGGCUUUUGAGGGCGACCAGGGCCAGGUGGUGAUCAGGUUACCAGGUCGUGUGGAGCUGAGCGACAUCACUUUACAGCAUCCACCGCCCAGUGUGGCACACACCGGGGGAGCCAACAGCGCCCCAAGAGACUUCGCAGUCUUUGGCCUUCAGGUUGAUGAUGAGACUGAAGUUUUCUUGGGGAAAUUCACCUUUGAUGUGAAGAAAUCUGAGAUUCAGACUUUCCACCUACAGAACGACCCUCCAUCUGCCUUUCCAAAGGUGAAGAUCCAGAUUCUAAGCAACUGGGGCCACCCACGUUUCACAUGCUUGUAUCGAGUCCGAGCCCAUGGUGUACGAACCUCAGAGGAGGCAGGGGACAGUGCCACGGGGGCCACUGGGGGGUCCCAUUAAACAUGCUGAUGGUUGGAGUAGAAUCGAGCUCUGUGCUGAAGGCAGCUGGAUCAGUACUGGGGGGGGGGUGCUCUGUUGGAGAGAACUCUGGCAUAUAAAUUGUAGGGUCUACCUCCCAAUCCAUCCUCUUUUUUUGGAGAAGUCCAGAUCAAUAUAGUAGCAGCAGAUGUUCAUGGAGUGCUUACCGUGUGCAAGAGCCAGUGCUAUGUGGACAUUCUGUACUAGGCAUAACACAGAGAAAUAAACCACUCAGGUCAGGAAACUUGCUCAAGGUCACACAGCUUGUGAAGAACAAUACCACAAUGGAACUCAAGACUGCCUUCCUCCAGGGGCUGCCCUCUUUAACUGCAGAGCUGCCAGGCAGCUGAAGCCAUGAUUGUGCUGCUCAAUUCCCACCCACCAAUGUCUGGAAUGACUUUCCUAGUGUCUGGAAAGCUUCCCAAAUCCAGGUACAGAUGGAGGGGAAACUAUAUUUCUUCACAAACACUCAAACACUAAGGAGACUUGUGACCCUCUAAGAAGCUUCUGAGUAAAAGGGGUGAUGCAGGCUUAGUAGCCCUUCUGCAGGCUGUCUUCACUGAGACCUGAGUGACUGUGUUAGACACAGUGUGAGUGAUCUACUGUUCACCAGUUGGUGCCCUCAAGGAGCCAGGCAGGGGAAAGAAGAUGCUCCAGAAAACAGGACAAUUCAUUUAUAGAUCCAUGAAUUCUUCAAUCUGAUGGUCUAAAGAAAUUCAAGGAAAAUAGAGACAGAAAAUCAAGGGAUUAAUGAAUUUUACCUAGGGAUGGAAAAGAGGGAAUAGCACGAGCAAAGAAAUAUGCAACAUCUUGGGUGUUAAGAUUACCAAGUAUGGUCCAGUGGGGUGGCAUAUGUCUGUAAUCCCAGCAACUCGGGAAGCUGAGGCAGGAGGAUCUCAGGUUCAAAGCCUGCCUCAGUAACUUAGACCCCGUCUCAAAAUGUUAAAAUAAAGGAGAGUUGGGGAUGUGGCUCACGGUUUAAGCUAAGUUACUGGGUUCAAACCCUGGUACCCACCACCCCAAAUUCUCAGUAUAUUCACGUUUUAGAAGAACUUACAGACUAUCAACAGUUCCCUAGAAAGUAAAACUAGGAGUGUCUAACACAUACACAGGUAUGUGUUAGGGUGGAGCACUUAUCCAUCUGUUAAACUUAGGGAUAUUAUUUUGUAAUUUGAAGGCAAAUUAAGUGCUCUCAAAAUCUAGGAUUAGCUGGAUGCAGUGAUGCACGCCUGUAAUCCCAGUGGUUUGCGAGGCUGAGACAGGAGGAU